AUGUGUGGCACGGAGAGAAUUGUCUGCAUAGACCCUCAAGCAGAGCCCAAACAAACUGUAGACAUGGGGCUGGGACUAUUUGCCACCUCCAAGAUACGUCCUGGUGCUAAUGUUUUCGCAAUCACUGCCAACUUCGCUACUGUCCUGGAUACUCCGCGGCUGAAGGAUACCUGCUCGAAUUGCUUCGUAACGGUAGGGGAUGAGGUGAACCCUGGGCUAACGCUGAAAGCGUGUACUGGCUGCCGUGUCGUCAAGUAUUGUAAUGAGAGAUGUCAGACUGAAAGUUGGGCUGCAUCCCACAAGAAAGAGUGCAGUAUAUAUAGAAAGUGCCAUCCGAAUAUUCUGCCUAUGCACGCGAGAGCUGUUCUAAGCAUGAUUUCAGAGCCAGAUAAUGUCAUUCUGAAGGAAAUGCACAGAACCCAUCAUACGGCGGUCGAUACUCUUGGAAAUCAUUUUACAGAGAUGAUGGAAUUGGCUGGAGAGCAGAUCGAAAGAGUACUCACAAGCGCAGAAGGACUCAAGGAAAUAUCGAACACAGAUGUAGGAUUGCCCAGGCUAGUGCGUUAUUUUACAAUGUUGGAAACCAAUGCCUUUACUCUGACAAACCGAUAUUUCGACAGAAUAGGACUAUGCAUGCUUCCUUUUGCGUCGUAUGCAAAUCAUAGCUGCGAACCGAAUGCUUACAUUGGAUUUGAUGGACCAGUGAUUUAUCUCAAGGCACUACAGGAUAUUGCUCUGGACGAGCAAAUAUUUAUAUCCUACAUAGAUAAUACCGAGCCAUGGGAAAAACGCCAAUCGGAACUCAAAAAACGGUAUUUUUUUACAUGCAAGUGUCCCAAGUGUGUGCAAGGUCAGGCAGCACGAGAGGACCAGUAUUUGAACGCUGAGGGUCCACCCACCAGUGUACCGGAGAAAUUAGCAUGGGAUAUUGUUGCUAUGCCUGAAAGGCCAGGUUUAACACCUAAUGCCUUGGUUGUACAGGACUUAGCAGCACUUACGAGGCUUCAAUCAACAGGAUGCUUUCCAAUAACCCGUCAACCAUAUCCACAUGUUCAUGACGACUUCAUCGUGCAACUCCUAGAAGCCAAAUGUUACAGAUCUGCCUUCCUCCCUACACUAAUUCGGUAUUUACACAUGGAUCCCGUCUUAUACCCCAGCCGCUACCAUCCAAUCCGUAAGCGAAAUACAUGGGCACUUGCGAAGCUUGUGCGGUGUAUCAAUGACCGCACAGUGCACGAUAGAAGCCCGCCAACUACGAAUUAUGACAACUUUGGGGACCACUUUCCAUGGAUUUACUAUUCUCUGCUGAGUGAGCUCGUGGAGAUUUACGAUGAUUCACUAGGUCUCCAGAAUUUACUCAAGCUUCAACUGCGCGAGAUCAGCGACGAACUCGAACGCCAUGGGAUUGACUUCAGUACUGCUAAUGAGCGCCAACUGAAUAAGAUUUUAAUUGACAUUGCAUGGAAAGAUGUAAAGUCCAUGGUGGACCGCCAGCUAUCAAAAUUGGUAGCGAUGGGCGGAAAAGAGGGGAAUAUUUAUGACUGA
Messenger RNA from Paracoccidioides lutzii Pb01, 1545 nucleotides. RefSeq lists its product as hypothetical. The record is from RefSeq and is a predicted model, not a curated record. The transcript is spliced from 3 exons. Gene Ontology annotation, molecular function: protein binding. Gene Ontology annotation, cellular component: nucleus. Bases 1 to 1545 code for a protein of 514 amino acids.